Messenger RNA from Caenorhabditis briggsae, 2349 nucleotides. The transcript is spliced from 11 exons. The coding region runs from base 1 to 2349 and encodes 782 amino acids. The record is from RefSeq and is a predicted model, not a curated record. Gene Ontology annotation, biological process: cGMP biosynthetic process; protein phosphorylation; cell wall macromolecule catabolic process. Lineage: Eukaryota; Metazoa; Nematoda; Chromadorea; Rhabditida; Rhabditidae. Gene Ontology annotation, molecular function: ATP binding; protein kinase activity; chitinase activity.
AUGACUGGCACCAAGACUGUCCUUCUGACAGUAGCUGUCUUCUUAGCACACAAUCCAUUUGUAACUGCAAUCGGUUAUGGAAAUGCGGGAUCGUGUCCCAAACCGUUCAAAUUCGGGAACGGACCUCCAGCCUCAUGCCCUCCACCAGCUGAUCCCAACAAUAAGCCUGCAUCACAACUAGAGUCUUGGAGUAUACAGCUGAGACACUUGACAGCUUUCUUUGCCCAUGCGAUCCAAGAAACUGGAAAGAACAACAUUGCGCUUUACGACACACUUUCCCAGGAAGAUGCUUCGAAUUGCUUCUAUCGCGGAGGUUCUUUCAAUUGGUUCGAAGGUGGACCACGCCAUACAAAGGAUGUUAUUUCGGUCGUAGUGCCAUUCAAAUCUCAUAACUACAAUUAUGGUCAAUUCCGAGAAUGGCUGAAAUCGGUGUACAUCACUGUGGAUUUGUUGAAUGAACCGAAUCUGUUGAUGACUGAAAUGAAUCCACCACUUGCUAUGAUAGCAUCGCUUUGGUUUUAUAUGACUCCACAACCACCGAAGCCUGCUAUGCAUGACAUUGUCAUGGGUAACUGGAACAGUGGAGCCGAGAAUAGAGCAGCUGGAUACACGGGGCCAAUCUUUGGACCAACAUCUCUGAUCAUUAACAAUGAGUGCGGAGGAGAAGAUCCACAGAACCCAGGAAGCGCAGGAGAAUCCAGAAGAAUCAAGGCAUUCAAAUUGUUCUACGGAUACUUCAACGUCCCAACUGGAGAACAACUAACUCUUUCAUGCAAAAAUAUGCAAGUUUCAUUGGAUAGGAUUCAACACAAUCUCAGCUAUCAAAUCGAUUGGUCUUCUAGUUGGAAAAAUGCUCCAUGUGAUUGUGUUCCUGCCAAUUUUGCAGGACUCAUCUACUAUGAUGAUCCAGCCUACUAUCCAGCCAGCUUUGUUGCUCAAAACGAAAUUAAUCGUCAGAAAUGCAUUGCGAGUGUCUACGCGAACCCAUCCAUAUUCUGUGCCAGAGGAUCGUUAGCUGAUGUCAUCGCCAAGGCUAGCCUUCAAAUGGAUGGAUUCUUUAUAUAUUCCCUGAUGAAGGAUAUUGUGAAUGGCUUAACAUGGAUUCAUGAGUCUUCCCAUGGGUGUCAUGGAAUGCUAACUUCAAAGUGUUGCCUUCUGAAUGAUCGGUGGCAAUUGAAGAUAACAGAUUUUGGGUUGAGUUGGUUUAGAACCCAUGACCAGCUCACGAAGACAGACCGUCUAUGGACUGCCCCCGAACUUUUAAGAAACGACGAUCUUCUAGGGUCCCGUGAAGGAGAUAUAUAUAGUUUGGGAAUCAUCAGUGCAGAGCUGAUAACAAGAAGUUCCGUGUUUGGUUUGGAAAACAGAAAGGAGGAUCCAGAAGAGAUUGUGUACAAGUUGAAAAAGGGAGGCCUGCAAUCACCACGACCAAAUUUAGAACACGACGAGUCAUUGGAGAUUAAUCCGGCAUUGCUGCAUCUAGUCAGAGAUUGCUGGACGGAACGCCCAUCCGAACGUCCGGAUAUCAAACAAGUUGGCUCUCAACUAAGAAGUAUGAACACAAAUCGAAAUGAUAAUCUAAUGGAUCACGUCUUCAAUGUGCUAGAAUCCUACGCAUCCACGUUGGAAGACGAGGUAGCAGAGAGAAUGAAAGAGUUGGUAGAGGAAAAGAAGAAAAGUGAUGUAUUACUAUACCGAAUGCUUCCGAAGCAAGUAGCGGAUAAGCUUAAAAUCGGGCAGACCGUGGAACCCGAGACUUUUGAUCUGGUAACUCUCUUCUUCUCAGACGUCGUCAGUUUUACCACCCUAGCUGGUAAAUGCACCCCAUUGCAAGUCAUAAACCUGCUAAAUGGAUUGUACACAAUAUUCGAUGGAAUCAUUGAACAACACGAUGUGUAUAAAGUGGAGACUAUUGGAGAUGGAUACUUUGUUGCUUCUGGUGUCCCAAGGUGGAAUGGAAAUGAGCAUACGAGAAAUAUUGCGAGCAUGUCGCUGUGUUUUGUGAAAUCCAUCGCUGGGUACAAGGUUCCACAUUUGCCAGGAGAGAAGAUUAAUAUAAGAGUUGGAUUUCAUUGUGGAUCCGUGGUAGCUGGAGUCGUUGGCCUUACCAUGCCCCGGUACUGCCUAUUCGGAGACGCUGUGAACACGGCUAGCAGGAUGGAAAGCAAUUCUAAACCCGGACAAAUUCACAUCUCCCAAGAAGCCAAUGAGAUGCUGAUGAGACUUGGUGGCUUCACCACAGAGCCACGUGGAGAGGUUAUUGUGAAGGGGAAAGGUGUGAUGAACACGUACUGGUUGAAGGAAAUGACCGAGUCAGCGGAUCCGAGGAACAUGGAGAAGAAAGAUUGA